Condylura cristata (star-nosed mole) is the source of this 6536-nucleotide messenger RNA. RefSeq names its product family with sequence similarity 168, member A (gene FAM168A). Bases 223 to 969 code for a protein of 248 amino acids. The transcript is spliced from 10 exons. The record is from RefSeq and is a predicted model, not a curated record. NCBI's taxonomy places the organism in Eukaryota, Metazoa, Chordata, Mammalia, Eulipotyphla, Talpidae. Gene Ontology annotation, biological process: positive regulation of base-excision repair.
CUCUCGGCGGCUACUGCAGAGAAUUCAGAACCGAGUAGCUGAAGAGGAGGAGGAGGAGGAGGCUCCCGGUCCCUGCGCGCCAUCCGCCACCUUCCUGGACACGGGCGAGGGAACGAGAGCGUCGCCUCUGUAGCCUCGGGAGAAGACAAGGGCAUCGCCGCCUGAGCUGCCGACGCCGCGGUUUUCGCUUGCAGCAGCUCGCCGGAUCCACUGUCUUCCACAAUGAACCCUGUUUACAGCCCCGUGCAGCCUGGGGCUCCUUAUGGCAACCCUAAGAACAUGGCCUACACAGGUUAUCCCACAGCCUACCCAGCAGCGGCCCCUGCCUACAAUCCCAGCCUGUAUCCCACCAACAGCCCCAGUUAUGCUCCAGAGUUUCAGUUCCUGCAUUCAGCUUAUGGAUACCAUGAAGCAACACUGCUGAUGAAACAGGCCUGGCCACAGAACUCGUCUUCCUGUGGCACUGAAGGCACCUUCCACCUCCCAGUGGACACCGGGACCGAGAACCGAACUUACCAAGCAUCCUCUGCGGCUUUCAGAUACACUGCAGGGACACCAUACAAAGUCCCACCGACCCAGAGUAAUACUGCCCCGCCCCCUUACUCCCCGUCACCAAAUCCCUAUCAGACGGCCAUGUAUCCAAUCAGAAGUGCCUAUCCCCAGCAGAAUCUGUAUGCCCAGGGAGCCUACUACACACAGCCGGUGUAUGCUGCCCAGCCCCACGUUAUCCACCACACCACGGUUGUCCAGCCCAACAGCAUCCCCUCUGCCAUCUACCCGGCACCAGUUGCUGCCCCAAGGACCAACGGCGUGGCCAUGGGCAUGGUAGCGGGCACCACCAUGGCGAUGUCAGCAGGUACCCUGCUGACUGCACCCCAACACACGGCGAUUGGGGCACACCCUGUCUCCAUGCCAACAUACAGGGCCCAAGGAACCCCAGCGUACAGCUAUGUGCCCCCACAUUGGUAAAGCCUGCAGCCCAUCCAAAUCUGGAGUCACACAUUGUAUGCAACUACUCAAGUCUUACACAGGUGCUGGAGCAGUUCCCUAGCAGCACCGCCUCUAUUUGCAAGAAGAGACAACGGAAGUGCAAGGGUCACUUUAUGCAUCUUAAAUGGUUUUGGUUUUUAUUUUUGGUUUUUGUAAAAGCUGCUUUUUCUGAGCUCCUGCCUCUCCCACUGUCCCCCUCUUAGCCACUGCCCCUCUAGUUCUACCCCCUCCUCCUGCCUGAUCAGGUACAUUCUCUCUGCUUUUUCCUUCCAAGCAUCUCGUCCCCUGGGAGCCCACUGCAGUGCCAGGGAGACAAUUGUUUGCUGUAGUGGUUCAGCUGCAGGCUUGGUUUUAUUUGAAGAGAGUAACAGAUGUGGCCCUGUGGUCCAUGGUAUAUGGACUCAGAACUAUUGAGCAGGCCCAUCUGGAAAUUGUUUCUUUUUUUAAAUUUUUCUUAAGAUUACGACAUUCUAUGUCCUAAUGAAACGUCUCCUGAGAACCAUCACAACAGACCAAGGACAAAGUCACCUCACCUGAUUAGGCAGGAAUGUUCAUAGCAGCUUAAUAUCCCAAGCUAAGAACCUGGGGAAACCAGAUUCUUACCUUGGGAGAAUUUGGGAGAGGGGAAUAGGGCAGGUGGUAAGGAAAAAGCAGGGAGAGACUUUUGCCCUGCUGGUUUUGUUUUGUAGGUCUCUGGCCAAAUUGUCUGGGCCUAGACCCUCUGAUUUGCACAGUAAUGUUAACUGACCUGGCACUUCCUCAGAAGGCAACUCUGACUUCAGACCUGCCAAGCAGCUGCAGAGUGGCAGGAUCCCAGCCUCCCAGAGCCUUGGAAAGCCAGAUGCCCCUGUAAUCCAGACCUUGGCCUCUGAGCACUCAUGGACCCACUCUGAUGAGGAGCUUCCUCCUGAUGAGAGUGGAAACUUGUGGCUUUUCUCUCCCUUCCCUUGGUCCAUCCCUGUGACAGGGCUCACCCUUCUGUCCAUGGGGCUGGCAGGCAAGCCAAGCUCUUGGUUACCUUAUGCCACCAUGGCCAAAGUGAAGGAACCACUUUCCAAGUGGGUGCUGGCAGCUCUGAAGGUCAGGAUGGUGAAGGAAAAGCAAUAGCAAUAAACAUUUCAUAGACUCAUGGAACUGAAGGGACCUUAGCAAUCAUCUCAUCCAUUCCCCAGUUUGACAGCUAGGCCCUGAGAAACAAAGGACUUCUUUAGAUCACCAGUAAAUUAGCAUUAAAUGCAGCCUUCCUGCCUAGGGGCAUGUUGCCUACAAAAAUUGACCUAGGGAUGGAUUGGCUUGGUUUUGUAAAAAUUAGUUCAGCAGCGCCCACACCUGGUGAGCUCUGGAAUAGUCUGGGCUUUUGUUUCUGCUCUUCCUCCAUGGACUCCAAAUGCAGGGGUUGAAGACUGGGCAGAGGUCACGUGGGGCAGAUGGCAGAACAGAAAUUGCAAAUGAAGAAGUAACAUUUAGAAAUUCUGUGAAGACAUCUGGAACUUGCAUCCUAUUCCAGCCCUAGGAGCAGGUGGGCUGGCUGAAAAGGAGAGUCUCUUUUAGGACAGUGGCCCCUCAUCCUGAGUCCUGGGAGGAAGACAAGGAUGAGGCCCAGGAGACAGUAGCUCUCCUGAGAACAGACCUAUGGGACAGGAGGCCCUGCUAGUCUCAGCCAGGAACCCUGGCUGCCCCUGCACUGCCCUCCUGCUCCUGGCUUUCGGCUGGGCCAGCAGCCCUUCUGGUAGGGGCGAGAAUAUUUUACUGUAUAAAAUGGGAUCAUUGAUGACAUUUGGGACUUUUAAAUCACUUCAUUUUAAAUUCACGCAAACUUAGAUAUAACCCUUCCCCUACCUCCAUGUCUCCCUAAAGGAGGAAAAAGUCAGGAAACCCUUGGGCCAGAAGGACCUCAGAGGCUGACUGGUCACUCCCAGGAGGGCAAAGCCCAUCAGCACCCUCAGCCCAGAUCCAGGAGUCGGGGGUCACCUUCUUGGCCUCCUAAGGAACUGCAGGGCCGGUAAGGAGAAACCCAGCUGUUCUGAACAGUCUUGUAGGGUGCUGACAAGGUUUCAGUUUAAAAUAACAGAAGUUUUCCAGUGUUAAUCCAUUUUUUUUUUUUGCAAAUACCUCGUCCCACUCUCUGGUUUUGUAAGUGUGGGUGAAGGUUGUUUUAGAUUGUCAUACAUGUUUGGAAAAUGCCAAAAUAGUAAUAGAAAUUUUUUGCAUUUACCAGGUGCUUCAUAGGUUUCAGAGCACUUCAGUCUUUAAUUUACUGGCCCUGAAAGAGAGACAGGUCAGAACUAUUUAUACCCUUUUGACGAGUGAGGAAAUUGGUUCUAGAAGGAAGGGGAGCUUGCCCAAAACGAGCAGAAUGCUGGUAUCCUAACAGAUUCCCUUGCACGCUGCUGUGUCUAGGUGAACUGGGGUAGAUUCAGAAAUGGGAGAAGAGGUGACCUAGGAAUGAUCUUGUCACUUUGGUUCUUACUACACAAGUAAGUGGAAACUAACAUCUAGUACCUCACAGUCCAUAAAAGUUUCACACCCACCAUCUGUUAAGUCUGAAGUAAAUGAUUCCUUCCAUUUGAUUCAUGAGAACAGAAACGGGACUUGCUAAGGCGCAGCAGUGCCACUCGCACCCAGUCUGCACAUAAGGGCUUGCAGUUGAAGCAUCUGUGCUCUGCACCCUUUUAGCCCUACGUAAUUUGAAAUCAAAGACAAGCCCCAAGGCAAAAGCCAGGUGUGGAAGGCUGGCAGAGUGCAGGCCCCGCGCCCUUUAUACAGUGAGCACCAGAGCCUCAGUUCAGCUGGCCUCAUCUGCUUGCUUUGACAAGAUCCACAAGCCUGGCCAAGCUUGGGGAGUCACUGCAAGGCACUGAGCCCAGGCGGGCAGGGACGGUACCUGUUAGGAUGAGCACCCUCGGUAGGGUCACCGGUGUCUGUCGUGGAUAUCCUCCAAAGACGACCUGGUCACACCAGACAGGUCAGCUGACUGACCUGGAAGGGCCCUGUCUUUGUAGGAAGUCCAACCACCGGAGACUCGUGGAGAGGGGGCUGGGAGGCCACAUGACAGCUGCAGUGCUGUAGGCACCCCAGCAGCUCCCCAACAUCACCAGCCAGUCCUCUUGGCUUCCCACUUGUCCAGACUCCUCACAUCAGCCUGAAGGCUGCAGUGCCCCCAAGUGGUUAAGAGCCUGACACACAAUCUUUCUGCUACUUUGGGGGUUUGGGGGGAAUCAUUUCUUCCCCUUAGACCAGACAGUUGCAGCUCCUCCCUCUCCUGGCAGUGACCCGAAAGUGCAGAGCCUACAUACAGAACAAGAACACACACCUGUCUAGUUUGUGUAUAAAGUACUUAGACAUUGAUUGCCAAAAUCCCUUUUUCGAUAGAAAAAAGGAAGUCUGGGAAGGCUUAAGAGACUUGCCAAAGGUCACACAGCUCGUAUGAAAAAGCUAAGAUUUGGGCUUUUUAAAUCACUUUGCCCUUUUUGCUGGCUGCUGAGUCUCUGAUGGCAGGUAUGAAGAAAGGAUGUCUGCCCCAAACGGAGGAACACAUUCCUUCCAGCUGAGCAGGGCUCUGAGGACCGAGGAGCAUAUCUGGCCAGCAGGGUAAGAAUUUUCAGAAAGGCCUAACUUCACAAUAGCACUUUGGGGUCAUGAUGCCGAGGGCCAAAGACAUGCUCAGAGGCCUCUGUUGAUGGAACCUUAGAUCCCUGCCCGCUCUCCACGAGUUGGCACUCGCAGGGCGCUCUGAUCACCAAUACCAUAUCCAGCCCUGGGCUGAGUGACCUGAGACACUGCGGUCUCCUUAUCCCAGCUCUUACCCUGACCCUCCAAAUUUUCUAGGUGUGAGAUGUCCCACUUCCAGGCCUCUGGGAAUGCUUCUUUGGAAGGGCUUCCUUUGGCCUGAGUGACCUUCUGAAAUGAAUCACAUGGAGCUUGAAAGUAGGACAGGCCCUAGGUCACCAAGUUGUGGUGUCCUCAUUAUGGGGACAGGACUUGGCUCGAGGCCCAAUGAGGCACAGGCUGAGCCAGCCUGGAGCCCUGCAGAUCAGAUUAGUAGGUUCUGCUUUGUGUCCAGAUAGGGCCCAGAGGGCGUGGGGCAGGAGUCCAAUUGGGUUUUAGUCACCACAUUCUAGCUGGAUCAGGAAUUUCGAUACCACCACCACCACAUUUCAAUUGCAGCUGAAAACGUAUAUGGAACCUCCACUUUUCCAUGCUGUAUUCCAGCACAUUACUAUAGGGUAUGCUGUCCCCAGCUACUUGCCAAACUUGGGGAUCCAGAGAGGAGCAGUUUGGGAGUAGAGUGAGCAGGUGGGAGGAGGCUUCAAGACAGUGUACAGCCCCAGGGGAGUCCACACCCCACCCAAAAGCAGGAUGGUGACAGACACCCAGCUAGCUGUGAUCAGAUUCCCACCUGCGCCUCUGUGGACAUUUCAGGGCUGGUCCUUUCUCGGCCACCUUCCCCUUGCGCCUUGAAAAUUCGUUUUUGAAAUCAAGCAUUACCUGGUUCCAGGGCCAAGCCUUCAAAAUUCCAGCAGGCCAACUUCGACAUUCCAUAGCCAACCUUGCCUGAGCCAAACUUGGGCCCCACUACCCCAGUUUCUCCAGUGGGUAUUUUCUACCGUGCAAGCUGUCAAGUCCAGCCCAGAGGCCAAGUGAGGGACACAGGAGUUGGCACUGGCUGCCACAAAGCCUGAAAGAGAAAUGAGCUCUUGCUUCCCCAUGACUUGUCCUUAGCACCUGGGCAUUUUCGCUGUAGCAGUGAGGCCUGUAUCCAUUCCAGUCCUGGUAGAGGGGGUAGUUUCCUUCCUGAAGCAGAAUAGAAACAAUAACCUUGCAGACAAGCUUCAGCCCAUAAGAGUCAAAUGGGUGGCAUCACCCUUAGGCCUGACCCCAGCAAGACCAGCAUGUCCAGGCUCCAGCCUUCCCUGUAUGCCUGAGAGUCAGGGGGAGAGUGGACUGCCCAGAGGCCAGGUUAUCUGGAUCUGUGGUUAGACUCAAGCUCUUCCUUGCCAGAGCAGCAAGGAUGGGGCUCCAGCAAAUUGGAGUUGUCUGAAAUGGCCUAUUGAGGCCCAAGGGACUGUCCCCACCUCCUGACUCAGAAGCAUCUGCAUUCCUGUUUCAUAUCACAUGACAGAGAAACCUGUUCUCAUGGCAUGUAACAUCCCUGUGAGAGCAUUGUAUAUGAUUUUGUAUUUUUUAAUUCAUUUUAAUCUACAGGUUGGAAUCUAAUUUUUAAAUUUUAUUGGAAUUCACAUUUUAAAAAGAAAAGCAUUUAAAAUAAUAAACCUUUGACUGGUGUCUUCCAAGUAGUUUGAUCGAAAAACUUUUAGGUGUUUUCAAAACACAGCCUGGAGUGUAAAGAUUGGAAAGCCCCAUGGCCUCGCUUGUGUGUAUGAAGUGUAAAUCUGGUUUUGUUUCGUUGUUUUGGAUUCUUUUGGGUUUUGUUUUGUUUUGAAGAUCAGAUAGUGAUCACUCUGAAAGAUUGAAGCCAAGAAUUUGUAAUUAUGAUAUUUACUGUAAGCUGUAGAACAUUCAAUAACUAUUAAAAAAAAAGUUUC